GUUACUGCUGUGACGUCAGCAAGCCGCAAGUGAACGAAGGAACUAACGGAGGAGAGAUCGAGCCCUGACCGGAUCUACCGGGAGGCAGCAGAGCUACAGAGCGAGUCCCCGCAGCGCGCCCCGGAGGAGCCGAACGGAGGAAACGGUCCGCUGUGCGCCAGCCGCAGGAAGAAGCACCAAGCGAUGCGAGCGCAGCCCGCCGCCGCCCAGUAACCAGCCGAACCAGCGCCGAGGAGACCCGAAGGGACGGAGGUUUCCACCGUCAGGAGAACGCCACGAAAACGGACACGAAGCCAGCUGCGGUGGCUCCACCGUGCUCGCUUUCUUUCUUUUGGAUCACACCGACAGGAUCGCCGAUUUAAUGCGCUAACGGAGCGUCUGUGCCCGGCUUGAGAGAGAGGGAUCUGCCCAGAGAGAACCAGGGGAUCGAAGGCAGAGCUCAGAAAAGGUGGAAAUAUUCACAAUUCAAAGGAUCUGCAGUCAGAUUAGAUUUUUCCCCCUCCUCUUUGAUAUAUACCCGCUGGUCUGGUGCGUUUUCGUUGCGUGGAUCCUGGUACCGGUAACGCCAUCAAGCUGUGUUCUCUAACCAUGGGAUGUACGCUGAGCGCAGAGGAGAGGGCGGCUCUAGACCGGAGCAAAGCCAUCGAGAAGAACCUGAAGGAGGACGGGCUGACUGCGGCCAAAGAUGUCAAACUGCUGCUGCUCGGGGCUGGAGAGUCAGGGAAAAGCACCAUCGUCAAACAAAUGAAGAUCAUCCAUGAGGACGGUUUUUCUGGUGAUGACGUAAAGCAGUACAAGCCUGUCGUUUACAGCAACACCAUCCAAUCUCUGGCUGCCAUCGUCCGCGCCAUGGAUACGCUGGGCCUGGAGUACGGAGACAAAGAGCGCAAGGCGGACGCUAAGAUGGUGUGUGACGUCGUCAGUCGUAUGGAAGACACAGAGCCGUACUCCGCUGAGCUGCUGGGCGCCAUGAUGCGCCUGUGGGCCGACUCGGGCAUCCAGGAGUGCUUCAGCCGCGCCCGGGAGUACCAGCUCAACGACUCGGCGCAGUACUACCUCGACAGCCUAGAUCGGAUCGGUGCGGCCGACUACCAGCCCACAGAGCAGGACAUCCUCCGGACCCGAGUGAAGACCACAGGCAUCGUCGAGACGCACUUCACCUUCAAAAACCUUCACUUCAGGCUGUUUGAUGUGGGAGGUCAGCGGUCGGAGAGGAAGAAAUGGAUCCACUGUUUUGAAGAUGUGACGGCCAUCAUUUUCUGCGUGGCUCUGAGUGGAUACGACCAGGUUCUGCAUGAGGACGAAACCACGAACCGCAUGCACGAGUCGCUGAAGCUCUUCGACUCUAUUUGUAACAACAAGUGGUUUAACGACACUUCCAUCAUCCUCUUCCUUAACAAGAAGGACCUGUUCGAAAACAAGAUCAUCAAGUCUCCGCUGACCAUCUGCUUCCCAGAAUACACCGGUCCAGAUAAUUACGAAGACGGGAUUGCCUACAUCAAGUCUCAUUACGAAGGCAAGAACAAGUCACCCACUAAAGAGGUGUACUCUCACGUGACCUGCGCCACGGACACCAACAACAUCCAGUUCGUCUUUGAUUCUGUCACAGACGUCAUCAUAGGCACCAACCUGCGGGUCUGCGGCUUGUACUGACCGGAUGCUUUUACCUCUGUGGUACCUUGUUAUGUCACGUGUGUGGGGCCAAUUUGAUUGGUCAUCCUGUGAGAGAUGGUCAAAUGAUGUCCUCCUUUAUUACAGAGCAGACUGUUGGUCCAGCUUGAUUUAACUUCUGUUUGUUUAGUGCUGGACCACUCCCGCUGUGUACUGUUGUUUUUCUGACCUUACCUGUCCCCGGUUCCCUCUGAUUCAGGCCUCUAUAUCAAACAAUGGUGUCUUGGUUCAUUCUGUAAAGGGGCAAUUGUGAGAAAACCUUAACAAGUUUGUUAGAAAAGCCAUUAAAUGCAUACAUAGUGUUGUAAGAAUUUUCCAUUGCUUAAUGCUUCAUUCUAUUUGGCCUAAUAUCACGAGAUUCCUCACCAACCUCGUUCAAAAUCCAACAUGGCCGCUGCAUGUGUAUUCUUAGCUCCUAUAAUUACCUGGGUUUUUUUGUAUUACUGAGUUUGCAUUUCAUUGAAUCAGUCGCACACACAGUACUCUGCUAUCUUUGUUACGGUGAUUGAACGCAGUAGCAAACCAGAAAAUUGGGUUGUUUUGCUACCACAGUUAGCUAGUCUCUGAAGACAACCGUAAGCUAAUGUCUGUGGUUAUAACUGAACACUCCUACAUUAGCUAUGUCUUUAUAUUUAUGGAUUUUUUGUGGAAUAUGACUCCAAAUUAUUCCAAAGGAAAUGUAGCUUGAGAAGCUAAAAUACCUAAAUGUAAUGCUCAUUGACAUGGUAAUGGCUGGCGUUUGCAAAGCAGCCAAUCCCAUUUUUCCUUGACACAGAUUAGCUGUAACUCCUGAGAGCGGAAAUGAGGAAAAUGGUUGAUAUUCUGCGGUAGUGUUAAGACGGUUUACACUGUCUGUAUUAAUAUAUAUUAAGGUAUAUUUGGUGUUUGAACUAAUAAAGUAGGGAGUUAUAAGCAUUUUAGGGGAUGUUUUAGGUAUUCACUGGUGGUUGUGCUCCAUGUCUCCUAUGAAUAGUAGGGAUGUCACACCUUUCUCUACACUGUUUUCUGCAUGGUGACAAGUAAUGUAUUGUUUGGACAUGGAGUAUUUUUUUUACCAUUUCUAAUAAUGAAAACCAUUUUAGGCUAGUUUUUCCUCUGACUUCUGAUAUGAGACAUAAGACCUGGCAAGAGAUCUGAGAAUCCACCAUAUUUAAAACAAAGAACAUUAUUAUUAAAAAUCUCACCAUGUAAACCGAAAGUAAAUACUUACAACUCUAACAUUCUUUAUUACAUAAUUAUCAAUUGUGUGUUUUUGUUUUUUAUUUGUAGACAAUUGAGAUGUAAGUGGAGGAAAACAGGAUCUGAGCUGGGAGGAGGUUGCAUCAUUGCCUCAUGUCGUAGUGUGCACGACUCCAUUAUGAAACCACUUAAAGCAAAGGGCUAGAAAAGCUGACUCAGCCCGGCAGCUACAGAUAGUGGCUGGAUGGAUUCAUCGAUUUCACCCCGCCCUGAGACUACAGCCAUUAUCUGAGGCUGCUGUCUGUAACAUUCCUGCUGUCGGCCAUAAAAACCCGCAGCUGAGUUUUGGAAGACUGAAACCUGGAGAGAGUAGAUGGCUGGGAUUUGGGUUCAGAUUGAAGAUUAUUACGUGUUAUGGAAGGUAGGAAAACACCACUUCUGCAAAAACUCAACUUUCAAUAAAAAGAUUUGGCGCCAUGAUGAGGUUUUUUGGUAGUAUCAAAAUUGGUUUAUUUUUCAGAACUGUAAUGGGAAGACUUUUUAUGCAUCACAACUCACAUGAUCAACAAUCAGAUGUUGCCACUGGCACAAACCACAAAGAAGAAGAUGACAGGAAGUAGUUGGAGGAUAAUAGGCGGCCAUGUUUUUUUAAUAACUUAUCACGUGAACAAACCUAUUCACAUGUAACUUUAAUUGUGGUUUUUUUUAAUGGAAACACUGCAGUAGCAAAAUUCAGUUUUUUUUUUUACUUUAGUGGAAUAGCAGCAGUUUUUUUGCACAUUUGUAAUGGAAACAUAGCUACUGUCAAAAUUGCUUUUUUUUACUAUCUUCUCCACUUUUCAAUAAGAGUUUUGAUAAAUAUCCAUAUGUUUGAAAAUAUGAUUAAAUGCAGUUACUGUGUGUAGUUUAGUAAUAAAAAUCAGACUUACUGAUAAAAGUCACAGCCAUACAGUUACCAAUUAGAGAAGUUUUUAUCACUUUUAUCAUUAUCACAAUAGUGCCACAGAACAUUGUGUUAAAACUUGAAGUCCAUAUUGCCCACCCCUCUUGAAAGGUUGAAAGUGUCUGAUGUGAGUGGAUUUACUGCUGUGAUUCGUGCUUCAUCACUCCCAUCCUCUGCCUCACUUUUAAACAGGUAGAUGACAUCAUCAGUUCAUCUUUCCACAUCUGCGCCAAAUUUCCUAAUUAGUGACGGAGCGUUCCCCGAGGCUGUUGAUUGGCCUGAUGUGCAUGAUUCUGCUUGUGGAUUUUCUGUGUUUGUGUGUGUUUGCAGAUUGCGUACAGUUAAUGGUGUGUGUGUGUGUGUGUGUGUGUGCGUGCGCGUGUCAUUUAACAGAACAGGAAAGGUCAGCUCACAAACGUGUGUGUACGUGUUGUGUUGGGAGACAGCAUCAGCUCAGGGGUGCAGUGAUGGAGUCAGUAUCUGGAUUAAUUACCCGCAAAGCACCUGUCUACCCUUUACGCUAACACAAACACACACAGCAGCACAGGCAAGUGUUCACACACGCACUGAACGCACAGAACGGCCCUCGGGUUUUUAAAAUGUCGCCACACCUUCCUUUGCCAAAUGUUCCCGUCGUUCGUAGCUAAAAGCAUCAGAUGGAUUCUGGCUGAUUUGGCAAACAGAAAAUCUGCUGUUUGUGUGUAAGAAUAAUGAUGCACUUUUUAUUAUUUUGUUUUUCUGUGCAUUAAAAUUAUUUAGUAAUAAAGUUCUCCUUACUUUUUUUAUGGAAACUACUUUCCAUCUAAAUCCACAGGGGAAAUUGCAUGUUUGUCUUUUUUAAUGGAAACUAAAUUCUUGGGUCUCCAAAUCCAAAGAAUGCACCUUACUGGCAACAUUUUCAUCAACAAAUAUUGAUCUUGUUAAAUUUUGCCUUACAAUUUUUGUUGUUUAAUCCCAUUGAAUUGAGCCAGAAAAGGCUUUAAAAUAGGAUAGUAGCAAAUGAGUGCGGUUUAUUAGUUUUGUUGGUUUUUUCUUUCUAGUGCCUCACAUAAAGAUCUGUCAGCAGUUGGAGGAAGACAUCCUGCUGAAUUUUCCAUUUACGUGAUGUUCUGUAUCAGUUCACAGUGAUAAAAUAAAAGGCUUUUCAUUUUUUUAUUUGACUCGUACCAGAAAGUGACAACAUACUGUUUGAGCUCCAUCUCUUGAUUCUGAAUGACAUGGAGGUGUUUUUUCAGCUGUUCUUUAUCAGUAUUAUUAAUUUAUCCCCAGUUUGUUCACAGCAUUAACAUAAUUCAAACCUAAAUGAUCUGAUAUGUGUUUUGUACAUCUAAAUCUAUUAGUGUAAGAGUUUGUGAGUUGCAGCUUGAAGCAUUUUGCAUAUUUUUGGUUAAAGUUAAUUGUUAUCCAGAACUGAAACAACUUUGCAGAUAUCUUAUUGGAAGCAUUACGAAGUGAUAUGUGGUAAAGUCAUUUUGGUUUACCUGAUGUUGUACAUGCACCCCUCAACAUGGCUUCUAUUGAUUUCUUUGAUUCCCAGGAAAAGCUUAAAGGUUUUUAAAAGCUUUUGAUAAAUGGUUUUAAAAUCAGGAUGCAUAGAAGGAUUCUGCAGGAAUCUUCUCAGGGUCAGAGACUGGUGACUGUGGACAAGGUCACCAGUCUCUCACAGGAAACCAAACAUUGAACUCGUUACAAAAAAUCCUAUAUUUACCUUACUUUAUUUAUUAUUAUUAUAUCCUAUAUUUGCAUUACAUUGCAGGGAAACAUGACUUUUAUGCUGCACUCCAGUUGCUAGUUCUCAAAUCUGGAAAUAAUGUAACAAUCAAAUUAAACUUGUUUGAGAAAUUUCAAAAUGUUGUUGACUAACUUGCUUAAGUAUUACUAUGAGUAACAAAUUUUAUGAGCACAAUGUUUGUACGAAUGAUUUAUUAAGAGUCAAACGUUUAUCAGGUCAAAUAACCAGUUUAUAACUGCAUCUGGUAUUUGUUUUAUACACAUUGCAGCUAUGUUGUAAUUUGAAAGCAGGGUUGAUGAGAAACAUUUGAGCUUCAGAACCAGAAAUGUACAGUACCUUCUGAUAGUCAUUUCACUUUAUCAUCAUUGUUAUGUUUUUAAGCUACAGUUGCUGUCUUGCUAUAUCGGUUGGUGUCCUUCCUGGGUCUAAACAUGAGGAAACGAAGCAGAAUUAUGUGUGACUUUUGAUGGAGUGUGUCCACUGGGAUCAGUGGUGUGGAAUUCACAUCGUUCUGUCUCGUCAUGACCGGGUACAAAACUUUUCCAUGAUGUUUUGCUUUGUUUUUUGGCUCCUAUUUAAAAUAAAAAAAGAAAGUCAACUGACUAUCUGAUAACUAAAUUUUAGUGCCAUAUUUAAGUGGAGACAUAAUUAUUAGUCAAAUAAAUAAAAAGUAGAUAAAGUCUGAAGUUUCACUUUUAGCUUCAAGCAUCAGGCAUGCCAAGGUGAGUGAUGCACCUGGGCUGUUUGGUGGGAAAUUACUAACUGUUUUUCUGAAUCAUUGUUGCUGUGCUUGAGUAACAGUGUUGUUGAUUCUGUAGCAACGGCCCAGAUGUUUGUAUACACGGUGUUUAUGAGCUUCAACGGGCGUGUGGCUCAUUUUUCUGGCUUGGCUGAAAAUCCUCUGGCUGAGCUGGUGGUCAGAUUAUGUGUAGGAACGCAUAGAGAGGCAAUUUCACAGUGGUGGUUUACUGUGGUUUUAUGGCGUUAGUGAGAUAAAACCCACAUAUAAAAUAGUAAUGGGGCUAAAAAUGCUACUGUUUUACAUCAUCCUGGAUUGUAAGAAUUGGUUACCAAAUUUCAUGAUGGUGUUCAGGAAAAUGCUUCUCCUUGUAAUUAAGAGCUAGUUAAUUUAGUUAAAUGGGAGUAGAUUAAGUAUCUGCAAACAGUUUGUACCUCUCAGGAUUCACAAAAGUUCGGAUAUUUUCAUUGUUACUUUUAUCUCUUCAACCAAGUUCAGUAAUUAUUAUGACUAUUUUUAAUUGGAAAAAAGCCUUUCCAUUGUUUUAAUUUGGAAAAAAAAUUAAACAUUGGAUGUCUUUUACUGUCUUUAGCAAUAACAGCUAAAGCAGUUUAAGAUUUACAAAAGCCCACAUUACAUGAGGAAAUGGACCAAAACAUCCUAAAGUUUCCAAUUAAAAAUGUAUUAGUGAAAACCUUUGGGGAGUUCUCUUCUUACAGUUUAUUUAGUCAGCUGUUUUUUCAAACAUAACUUAAAUUUAUGUCUUUAUAAUAAAUACAAGACUUGAGUUUUGCUAUCUAUACAUUAUAGAACAUGUAGAAUUUUUUUUCUUUAAUUAACAGUGAAAAACGAACAUUUCUUAGCAGCUUAUAGUGUUUGUUUAGAUUAAACAGUGUGAUCUGCUCAUUCAGCUUGACCUUCCAGAACAUCCAGUUGUUUCUUAGAAAUAAAGUACCGCACUGUAGCACUAAAGCAGUUUGGGGUUAAUAAGAUGGAAACAGCGCUGAGAGAAGAACAAUGAGCCAAUCAGUGUGUCUGUGUGUAGACGUGUGUGUUGGGGCCAAACAGCCAAGACCAAAAAGCAAAACUUUAUCUUUUUUAGUAAAUAUCAAAUCUGUGUUGGCUACAUAAAAUAGGGAUUUGUGGGUAAUGUAGUUUAUCUGUCAUUUCUCAGUGUAGAUCUUAAAUUCAGAUUUUAAAAAAUGCCGUGUGGCUGCAGCCCAGAGAAAUGGUUGCAUUUGUGCCACGUUUUUUCUUUGUUUUUGUUGUUUGCCCUACAACAGCAGCAUAACAAGCUGCUGAUAUGCCACAGUGUUACAGAUGAAGAACUAAAACAAAGUGCCAAAUAUUUUCCUUAUUAGCUCCAGAGCAGCUCCCAUCCUGACCUUGCUUGCAUGUCCUUAUGAGCGAUUUUCAGUCCCACUUUGCCGUAAUGAGCACUUAAGCCGAGGAGUCACUCGCUCUCCUGCAGAAAGUCUCCCGGCUGCAUUAGAGCAGAUUGAACUCCAGAGCAUCAACUGUGCCUUUUCUCAUCCCGCCCAUAACCCAGCUCUCCUGUUACCAUAAGUUAACUCUGUCUCCAUGCCAACCAACACUGUAAACACUGUCCAGGUACUGCAAAACCUGCACAAACUGUAUAUGGAUGUGUAUAUACUGUAUGUGUGCAAGUGCUAAACUGUUUGUGCUGUAACUCCCUCUCUGUUGAUAAUUUAUUGAACAUUGUAUUUAUACAUGAGACAAUGAUAAUAAAGCACCACAUGAGCAACCGGA
Molecule: messenger RNA, 8034 nt
Organism: Xiphophorus maculatus (southern platyfish)
Lineage: Eukaryota; Metazoa; Chordata; Actinopteri; Cyprinodontiformes; Poeciliidae
Product: guanine nucleotide-binding protein G(o) subunit alpha
Exons: 8
Coding region: 589-1653 (354 amino acids)
Biological process (GO): G protein-coupled dopamine receptor signaling pathway; adenylate cyclase-modulating G protein-coupled receptor signaling pathway
Cellular component (GO): heterotrimeric G-protein complex
Molecular function (GO): mu-type opioid receptor binding; G protein-coupled serotonin receptor binding; GTPase activity
Source: RefSeq, a predicted model, not a curated record